This is a messenger RNA of Mycetomoellerius zeteki, 2522 nucleotides long. It is a transcript of the gene ABCD, whose product is annotated as ATP binding cassette subfamily D. The record is from RefSeq and is a predicted model, not a curated record. Gene Ontology annotation, biological process: very long-chain fatty acid catabolic process; long-chain fatty acid import into peroxisome; fatty acid beta-oxidation. The transcript has 9 exons. Gene Ontology annotation, molecular function: ATP binding; long-chain fatty acid transmembrane transporter activity; ABC-type transporter activity. Gene Ontology annotation, cellular component: peroxisomal membrane. The coding region runs from base 219 to 2513 and encodes 764 amino acids. Lineage: Eukaryota; Metazoa; Arthropoda; Insecta; Hymenoptera; Formicidae.
GUCACGUGUGUAUGCGUUCAUGUAACCGCGUGUGCAACAGGCGCUCUCACUCGCGUCUAAAAUAGCAUAAACUGCAACGAACUGCAACGAAACGGAGUUGAAUCGUAGAUGCGUCGCUAUUACCAUCAUUAUCGUAAUUUUUGUGAUAGCGCGGGAUGCGCGCUAUUAAGAUUUGUUAAUUUGUCAAUGUUCAUCCGUCCAGGACACGAAGACGAAGAAUGUCGUCAGUGUUCUCGAAGCUGAUUGACGGCGCGUCCGCGCGCUACGGCGUGCGACAGGAGACGCUGACACGCAGCGUCGCCGGAGCCGCUACGGCACUGUAUCUUCUCAAACUCACUUAUCCGCACGUCCUUACUCGCCUCAAACAAUCUACCCAAAAGAAAAGUCAUCAAUCCCACUCUAAGCACAAUAGAAACAAUACCGUUCUUCAAAAUAAUUCUUCUGAUAACAGUUCUACUGAAAAUGGCGGAGGAAAACAAAGAUUAUCAGUCGGAUUGGAUCAUGACUUUUUCCGACAAUUGAUGAUGUUAUUGAAGAUUAUGGUACCAGGAUGGCGUACCCGAGAAAUGGGUUUAUUGACGUGUGCAACACUGACGUUGUUGGCAAGAACCUUUCUAUCGGUAUAUGUAGCCGAAUUGGAAGGUCAAAUUGUGAAGAGGAUAGUUUUGCGCGAUGUACACGGUUUUGGCUUAAUGCUCGCACGAUGGUUUGCCAUCGCUUUGCCCGCCACCUUCGUCAACUCCGCCAUCAGAUAUCUGGAAGGUCGGCUGGCGCUUAGCUUUAGGGAGCGUCUGGUGAAACACGCCUACAAGAUGUACUUGAGUCAACAGACUUACUAUAGGGUAUCGGCUUUAGACACCAGACUUGGCGGGGCCGAACAAAGACUGACAGAUGACUUGUCAGAGCUAGCCAGUUCUGUAGCACAUCUAUAUUCUAGUUUAACAAAACCGCUAUUAGACUGUGCUUUAGUUGGUAUAGCGCUCAUUUCAUUUUCACACAAAAUGGGUGCAAAAACGAUACCAGGACCAUUAUUAGCGGCAGCGGUUAUUGCUUUAACUGGACAAAUUCUGCGUUUUGCUUCACCGAAGUUUGGCCAGUUAGUUGCUGAAGAAGCAACACGACGCGGGAAAUUAAGAGAAGCACAUGCUCGUAUUGGUGUGCAUGCAGAAGAAAUCGCAUUUUAUGGGGGUCAUGAUACGGAACAUCGUUAUUUGAAUUCCGCUUAUAAGUCUUUAGUGACGCAUUUGCAUCGCAUUCUCGCUGUAAAAUUAUGGUAUGUGAUGCUGGAACAAUUCCUCAUGAAGUAUGUAUGGUCUGGUACGGGACUUCUCGUUAUCGCAAUGCCGUUGCUUUAUAAUACAACAGCUACAUCAUUGGGAAGUAGGAUGAUUAAUGCAGAUAGCGAUGAUGGUGUGAGUGAGCGAACAAGGUAUCUAACUACUUCAAAAAAUCUUUUGAGCUCUGGAGCAGAUGCUGUUGAACGACUUAUGUCGUCUUAUAAAGAAUUAGUCGCAUUGGCGGGAUAUGCGGCGCGCGUCAGCGAAAUGCUAGACGUAUUUAAGGAUGCCGCACUUUGCAAAUAUAGGAGGAACAUCGUUACUAGUUCAUCAAGGUCUUUUCUAAAUGGUAACACUGAAUUCGCGGAAAAAGUAAUCGAAUUUAGUAACGGUACCCCAAUAAUAAAAGGAAUUGUUCGCGAAAGCACGGAUGGCAGUAUAAGCCUAAUCAACGUUCCGAUAGUCACACCUAAUUGCGAAAUAAUUGUACCUAACUUAACAGUCCACAUAAAACCAGGCGACCAUCUACUAAUCACCGGACCUAAUGGCUGCGGUAAAAGCUCUCUUUUUCGUAUCAUUUCUGGUCUUUGGCCUGUUUAUGAUGGAACUCUCGUCAGACCAGCUGAAAAAAAUUCUUCUAAGCAUAGCAGACCUGCCUUAUUUUAUAUCCCACAAAAACCGUACAUGACAGUGGGUUGUCUUCGAGAUCAAAUUAUCUAUCCAGCGCAUUCUAGAUUGGAAAAUUGUUCGGAUGAAGAGUUGUUACAAUUGCUGGAUGAUGUGGAUCUGCGAAGUAUUGUGGAACGAGAACCGGAAGGUUUCGAUGCUCUCGGCGACUGGGACUCUACUCUAUCGGGUGGCGAGAAACAACGACUCGCAAUGACUCGACUAUUUUAUCACGCUCCACAAUAUGCUCUAUUAGAUGAAUGCACAAGUGCUGUCAGUCUCGAAGCUGAAGGAAUAAUGUACGAAACCGCGAAGAAGAAAGGAAUCACUCUGUUAACCAUCACUCACCGAGUGGCAUCACUCGCACAAUAUCACAAAUUAUUGUUGAAAUUCGAUGGAGACGGCGGUUGGACUUUUGGUCCACUGAAUAUGGACGGAUUAUCGAUAUUACCGAAUCGGGAAGCCAAUGAGGAAGAAGUAGAACGAGAGAAAGCAAAGACUAGCCACUACCACAUGUUGCAUGAGUUGCGUGAUAUACACCCCGAAAAUACCUAUGUGGGAAUCAGUUGAAAAGUACAG